Molecule: messenger RNA, 993 nt
Organism: Drosophila elegans
Lineage: Eukaryota; Metazoa; Arthropoda; Insecta; Diptera; Drosophilidae
Exons: 4
Coding region: 57-920 (287 amino acids)
Molecular function (GO): acyltransferase activity, transferring groups other than amino-acyl groups
Source: RefSeq, a predicted model, not a curated record
AUCCAUUUUGUUUCGGUUUCUUGCUUGGAAAAGUUGUUCUAUUUCUGACGACUAAAAUGUGCACUCAAUUGAAAGAGAUUGGAUUGCCAGAUCUCCAGGAGUUCCAAGUCCUCUUCAAACAAAACUGGCCCGAAUAUUGUCAGGAAUACUACUGCCUGGAUAACUUUAUAGAGUUUCUGAAAAAGCAACCCCACGUGAAGCAUUUGAAAGCCUAUACUUUGGAUACAAAACAAGCCAGAGAUGAGGGCCUUUUCGUGAUAGUGGAUCGCUAUCAACUGUUUGUGGGCGGUUUGAACAACACAAAUGGUCUUGUACAAAAAGCUCUGGACUUGGUGGACUGGUCAACGGGUUUGAAAUGCAGUUCCAUACCCUACAGACAUAUUGAGGCCUUAAAUAGUGUUAUCGAGUCCAAAGCGCUAAAAUUGGUGUUCAGGAGCCCCACCGAUUUGUUUUAUAUGAAGGCCGAGGAUGCUCUUCAGCUGAGGGUUGAAUCCCCUGCUGGAUUUGUCUUGAGAUCUUUGAGUGUGGCAGAUGCUCCUCUGGUAAAUGAGGAGUGGCCCAAUCAUCAUUUGGGAUCUCUGUUCUUUAUAGAAAGACAGAUUCGCAUGUGCAUCAGUGUGGGAUUGUAUCGGGAAGAUACUCAGGAACUUGUGGCCUGGUGCAUCAGAUUACAAGGCGGCUACUUGGGAGCCCUGCAGGUGAAAACGUCCCACAAACGUCGCGGAUUUGGAAGUGUGGUGACCAGGGAAAUUUCAUACCGCCUGGCAGCCCAAGGGCACGAUGUAAUGGCCCUCGUGGGUCCCACGAAUACGCCAUCCCAGGAAAUGUUCAGUAAACUCGGUUUCCGAGUCAUCGACCAGUGCGAGUGGCUGAGAACGGAACCCAUCCAUGGAGAAUUCACCUGGCCCGACGGCGAGUAAUGGGUGUUUAAAUAUCUGUAUUAAAAUAUUACGACUAUCGGUUGUAUAUGAAUACAAGUUUGGUAUAAAAAUA